CGGAGUUGCAAGAGAGGGGGGUUUUAAAAAAAAUAAUAAAAUCAAAAAAUUGCAAACUUUAUUUUAAUUCGUUUCGCCCCACCUUAUUUUUUAGUUUCAAGUGAUAAAAAUAAUAAAAUGAACAUUAGUUUGAUACCUGAUACUUCUCACUAAACCUCCCACUUUGGAAGUAAAGUUUGAUGAAACGCACUUAAUUUGCGUGUGAAUUGCGUAGUAAAGUGCCCGAAACUACUUUCUAAAUGUUAACAACAAAGUCCUGAAGAGGUCAACAAAUAAUGUAACACAUCAAAAUGUCUCCGGAGUACACCGAAAUGGUGGCGGCGAUAGCCUUUGGGGUCCUCUCUGCAAUUUUUGUGAGUGCUUUCGUAGUCCUCGUCAUAAUCUGCCGAAGACAACGACUUUACUACAAGUCCACAUAUUUGGACACCCAGAAUGAGUUGCCAGAAGUGAUGCUAAUUGAGCCGGAAAAAGCUGAACUAGAGUUGGGGGAAGUCCAACUAAACCCAAAUCUUGAGCAAAUCCUUGCUGACGAACAAUGGAUUGACGACGCCACUGGCCUAAUCCCUCAUUGCCUCUCCAUUUUAAAAACUUGUAGGUUCUUAACGGAGCGCCUCACAGCGCUGGCCAUGGGCACAACGCAGGCCUCGGGGAGCGGCCUCUCCCUCAUUGUUGAAAGCGCCAAGAGAAUUUCAAGCAGAGUGGACGACAUGGUGCGAAGCAUGUACCCCCCUCUGGACCCCCGACUCCUCGAAGCCCGGGCUGCGGCCCUGUCUUUGGCAGUCAGUCAUCUAGCACUCAUCGCGAAAUACGAGUGUGGACAAAGAGACAAGAGUUUCACUUGGAUUGACAAGUCUUUGGCUGAAAUGGAUGGACACAUGGUGGUUUUACGAGAGGCUGCUAUCACUCAGGAGGCUUCGGGCAAAAUCCAAAAUGUCAUAAACGCAAGUUACAACACCAGUGUUUAGGUACAAGUAUUUUUAAACUUAGUAUUCUUUAUUUCAUAGUUAAAUAAAAGUUUUUUUUUGUAAA
Messenger RNA from Tribolium madens (black flour beetle), 1029 nucleotides. Its product is annotated as transmembrane protein 98-like. The transcript has 5 exons. Lineage: Eukaryota; Metazoa; Arthropoda; Insecta; Coleoptera; Tenebrionidae. The record is from RefSeq and is a predicted model, not a curated record. Gene Ontology annotation, cellular component: endoplasmic reticulum. Bases 291 to 965 code for a protein of 224 amino acids.